UAUAUCUUUCCCUUAGUUUUGUUGUCUUUUCUGAAGCAAGAUAAACAUGCUGCUUCACACAUAUAUCGCUUCUUAUUGAACAUCCCACACAAGCUCACAUGAUAUGCUCAACACACACAUUUUUUGAUGGCUCUAAGGACUUGAAAGUUGCUUUAACCAGAUUUUCCUCCACUAGCAAAUACAUCAACGAACGCAAGAGCAUGAGAUUUUUGCUUAUAAUAGCAACACAAAAUGUUUUAUGAGGGCCUCAUUUACUUUAUUCCUGCUACCUAACAUAGAAAAUAGUUGGUGUAUGUCCUUGUGUGACUAGCACUUUUUUCAUGAAAAUCAUCCUCAAAGGCACCAUUUAAGUUCAAGGUGCUGCCAUCAUUGGCUUGUGGCGCAAUCACAUAGUCUCCUUGUGGCCAAGGGAACUUGGUGACGGCAACAAGAUCAGAAACAUGAGGGGAAAACCAGCUUCAGGAAAAACCAUUUUGAUUCUGUGCACUGCAUGCUUUCUUGCCGGAACACUCUUCACAGGGCAAAUGUGGACACGCCCCUCCAACCAUGAAAAUGCAGUGGUGUCAGUAAGACAUGAUUGUGACCAUAAGCGAAAAUUGACUGAAGGAAGACCUGGUGAUGUAAUGGAGGAAGUCACAAAGACCCAUCAAGCUAUCAAGUCUCUGGAUAAGGCAGUUUCAACAUUGGAAAUGGAACUGACAGCAGCUAGGACAGGCCAAACUGGUGGGCAGCACUUGCGCCAGCAUGCUCCUAACCACAGUUUAAAGAAAGCUUUUGUGGUGAUUGGCAUCAACACAGCCUUCAGCAGCAAAAGCAGAAGAGACUCCAUCCGUGAAACAUGGUUACCUAAAGGAAAUCAACUGAAGGAACUAGAGAAAGAGAAGGGCAUUGUUGUAAGGUUCAUGAUCGGACAUAGCACCACGCCAGGCAGCAUUCUUGAUAAGGCAAUUGAUGCAGAAGAGGCAGAACACAAAGACUUCCUGAGGUUAGACCAUGUUGAGGGCUACCAUGAGCUAUCUGCCAAGACACGCCUCUAUUUCUCCACAGUUAUUUCUAUGUGGGAUGCUGAGUUCUAUGUUAAGGUUGACGAUGACAUCCAUCUAAAUCUAGGUGUGCUAGUGAGUACACUUGCCAAGUACCGAUCAAGACCCAGGGUUUAUAUUGGUUGCAUGAAAUCUGGUCCAGUUCUAUAUCAAAAAGGAGUGAAAUAUCAUGAGGCUGAGCACUGGAAGUUUGGAGAAGAAGGGAACAAGUAUUUCAGGCAUGCCACUGGACAACUAUAUGCCAUCUCCAAGGAUCUUGCUACCUAUAUAUCCAUCAAUUGGCCCAUACUACACAAAUAUGCAAAUGAAGAUGUGUCUUUGGGGUCAUGGUUAUUGGGCCUAGAAGUUGAACAUGUAGAUGAACGCUCUAUGUGUUGCGGAACACCUCCAGAUUGUGAUUGGAAGGCAAGGUCAGGAAAUAUGUGUGCGGCUUCUUUUGAUUGGUCAUGCAGUGGUAUCUGUAAAUCCGUGGAAAGAAUGAAGGACAUUCACAAAGCUUGUGGGGAGGGAGAUGGAGCUGUUUGGAAUGUUGAACUCUAAUACGCUUUCAACUUUUGCAUGAGAAGAGGAUUUGAAUAUUAACAAAAUUUGUCACCGGGUUUCAUCCGGAGACAUCAGCGUCUGUAGCUGUACUAGUAGCUUUUCAUUUUGUUAAGCUUUUCAAUUUUCAAUAUAGUUAUCCUCCUUUAAUAUUUUGAUAUUGAUAAAUUUGUCUAUUUCAAUCUAUUAAAAAUACAA
Molecule: messenger RNA, 1781 nt
Organism: Lotus japonicus
Lineage: Eukaryota; Viridiplantae; Streptophyta; Magnoliopsida; Fabales; Fabaceae
Product: probable beta-1,3-galactosyltransferase 8
Exons: 8
Coding region: 441-1583 (380 amino acids)
Cellular component (GO): Golgi membrane
Molecular function (GO): hexosyltransferase activity
Source: RefSeq, a predicted model, not a curated record